AUGGCAACUGGAAUAUCAUCACGACAAAUAAUACUUCGAAUAGUUCGUAAAUCCGAUGGUAAAACAAUGACAAUGAAUAUACCUGAACAUGAUAAUCGUAAAGUAAAAUAUAUUAAAUCUCAAUUGACACAUUUAUUUCAUCCACAUGGCAAAUUUCGUUUGUAUUAUAAAGGUCGACAUAUUAAAUCUCGACAUAGAUUAAGUUAUUAUGGUAUAACAAGUCAGCAAUCAAAUAUUGAAAUUAUUUUGGUUUAA
Messenger RNA from Rotaria sordida, 255 nucleotides. Lineage: Eukaryota; Metazoa; Rotifera; Eurotatoria; Philodinida; Philodinidae. The record is from the annotation of a GenBank genome assembly.